GGCAAUCAGUGUAGCCUUUAACUUUGUCCACCUGAAUAUUUUGUUUGCCGCACUGAAUUGGAUCUGCAUGCAAAGAUGAACUGGCAGAGCAGAUCUAUAAGUAAUGGGAUCAGGUUUUUGAUCAAAAACGAACAUUGAUCACGUCAUAUCUACUGCUUCUCUGGUUCAAAAUAUUCUUGUCUACUUAUAAGUUCUCUUCUUUAUCCUAUCAUCCCAGCAGCAAAUCACAUAAGUCGCCCUUCACUGCUCAAUUUGUCUUGACCUUUCCACAAUCUAUCAAGCAGACAUUGCAGUUCUUCUCAGUUCGUCUUCAAUUCCAACUAGGGUACCCAGUCUAUCCAAUACUGAAGGAGGAAAACGCCUCCGAGAUGUCUGAACAGUGGGUCGUAUUCAAGAUCACGAAUGUCUGUCCGGACACCAUCAAGAUUAGCAACGCUCAUCUGAGCGAGUACAUUUAUAUAUGUCUUUUUUUUUUUCCAAUCCCUGCUGAAAGUUUUCGCACGGUAGGGGUAUUUUUUCCCAGUGGCCUGACAAAGAAAACGAACUGCCUUCGGAUUCUGUCAAUGGAUCCCAAAUCCAACCUGGGAUGCAGAACCUGUCCUUCGGCUCCUGUGGCAAAGAUAGCGGCACCAGAGACGAAUCCUUUUGAAGUUAAGGGUAGAGUUGUGGCAAGGGUAGAAUGGUAUUGUUCACCGCGUCCUGGAUUACAGAAUCCGGUGACGAGCUCUUCUUUCACUAGGGGCUACAGCAUUAGCCAUAGGGGCAACAUUUCUACUGGUGCUAUUGGAGAGGUCGUUUUCGAACUCUCCAUUCUCUGCUUGUUCAACCGGUAGCCUGUUGGCAGGGUUUGGGAAAGGGAAGGAGGAGAUGGUCCGGAAUUAAUCUCUGCUAUGUGAUACACUUGAAGGGUAUUUCCCAAUAAAAUGCUUGGUUGGCGAAAGAUAAUUCCUAUUCUAUGAUCACAAUUACCGUAAGUAGAUAUGAUAAUAUCAGGGAAGACAAGAUGGACUCUCCAACACAGCGAUACU
Molecule: messenger RNA, 1028 nt
Organism: Aspergillus pseudotamarii
Lineage: Eukaryota; Fungi; Ascomycota; Eurotiomycetes; Eurotiales; Aspergillaceae
Exons: 1
Coding region: 369-833 (154 amino acids)
Source: RefSeq, a predicted model, not a curated record